AUGAAUGUGGAGAUUGAACGUCCACGUUCACUUUCUCGUAUUACCUUAGGCGGAAGUCAGACAAGUGAUGCUGAGUACAUGGAUGCUAAUGAGAAUGUUACAUAUGAAAACUCACUUGAACUCUUGGAUACAAUAAGAGAGACUCAAAUUACGGUCAAUUUGUUUUUGAAUAAUAAAUUUGAAUUAGCAGAAGAGAGGAUGGCUGGAUUAUGCUCACAGAGUAUGUACCAUGCUUUAGGGUAUAAUACGAUUGUGUUCAUAAAGGCUCUGAUGACUUGUGAUAAAAAAGACUUGGAAAGAUCAAUGGAUGCUUGUAAGUCUGCCACAAAUGUCAUUUACGCUUUUCGACAAAAAUCAUCAUUGUCUGAGACAUUAUUUUUCAAAUCAAAAACAUGGACUGAUGAAGAAUUACAUGCUGAGCUGUGUUAUGCUGAAAUACUACUUAUUCGUGCCGUAUUGACGUUCUUUCAUGAUGAUAACUUUGCAAGCUUCAUUAAAGGUGCUCUGAACAUUCGAACGUGUUAUCGUCUUUAUCGAUCUUGUGAAAAGAUGAUGAAUGAUGAAGAACUCUGGAUUGGACGAGAUAAGCAAGUUCGUGAUCAGUUUGAAGCUGGAGUUCGUAUGGGACUUGGAACUUUCAAUUUAAUGAUUUCCACAUUGCCAUCUAAGGUACUCAGAUUAUUGGAAGUUGUUGGAUUCACGGGAGAUAAGGAAACAGGCAUGAGAGAACUGAUUCAUUGCUCAUCGAUGACAGGAACAUUACAUUCACCUCUAUGUACUCUAUUACUUCUUACAUGGCAUUUGGUUGUCUGUUUCGUUUUUGGAGCCGGAAAACCGGAUAUCGCUCUAUGCCAUCGCCUGUUGCCAUCUAUGAUCAACAAGUACCCAAAGGGUUCCUUAAUACUCUUUCUGCGAGCUCGGCUGCUCUUAGUUAGUUCAGACAUUAACUCUGCCAUUUAUUUUUUCAACCAAUCUAUUCAAUGUCAAUAUGUUUACAAACAGUUUCAUCACGGAUGUUAUUGGGAGUUACUAUUUGCCCAUAGCUAUCUAGGCGAAUGGUCUAUAGCAGCCAAUUAUGCAAAGUUAUUAGUUAACGAGUCUAGAUGGUCUCGAUGUGUAUAUACUUAUAUGUUGGCAAUCUUUUUUGCUGCUGAUGAAAGCACAGAUCCACAGAAGAGAGAUGAGACAGUCGCAUUGUUGUCAAAAAAAGUAGAUGGUCUACGCUACCGAAUAGCUGGAAAGUCUAUUCCGAUCGAGAAGUACUGUGCUCGAAAAGCAAAUCGCUAUGUUAAUACAAAAUCAUUUUUAUUUGCUCAUUAUGAAUUCAUUUACUUCUGGAAUGGAUUUGAUAUUCUGAAUUCAAACAAACCUCUUUUAGUCAAUUUCUACAAUGAUAUUGAAUCAACAUGGUCAAAACAGAGCUCAACAGCUGAUGCAGAUGACAGAUGUUUAUAUUUUUUUUUGAGAGGGAUUACGCUUCGUCAUUUACAAAAAUAUUUUGAUGCUGAGCAGUCGUUCAAUGAAAUUCUCAAAGCUUCUCAACAAAAUUUGAUCAAAGAUCUUACAUAUCUUUUACCCAAUUCCAUCUAUGAACUGGCUCUCAUUAGAAUAUCUGAAGGAAACCGAGAGGAAGCCGAAGAGUUAUUAGCGAAAGCUCGACAAAUCAAAGGAUAUUCGCUUGAAAACAAGCUUCAUUUCCGAAUUCACAGUGCAAUGGAGAAUUUGGGAGCUCGAACUCCAAUUAUGUGA
Messenger RNA from Auanema sp. JU1783, 1749 nucleotides. The record is from the annotation of a GenBank genome assembly. Lineage: Eukaryota; Metazoa; Nematoda; Chromadorea; Rhabditida; Rhabditidae.